UCUCAUGGUUAGUGUGGCAGCCACGCCCUAACCUUCAGCGGUCGAAAUAUGGAGGGAGAAGGAUUUUCAUUUGGAGAUGGAUUCUUGCGCUGUGAGGACGUUCGGGUGAAAGACAUACAGAACGGUUUAUCAACAAUAGGUAUCUUUCCAUCUUCGCCAUGCUUCGUCUACAGCAAAAAAAAGAUCGUGUCUAAUAUCAGUGCGUACCAAACUGCGUUGAAAAUGCUGAACAUUCCCUCCUUGCUCAACUUUUCUAUGAAAGCCAAUCAUAUACCGGCUAUUCUUGAGAUUGUUCGAUCCAUGGAGUGCUCAGUCUCAUUAGUCAGUGGAAUGGAAUUGAAAAUGGCUCUCAAACUUGGGUUUGAUCCACGACUGAUUGUUUUCAACGGAAAUGGGAAACACGACUGGGAAAGAGUCAUGGCAAUAACAGAAGGCUGCCUCAUCAACGUUGACUCUACCUUUGAUUUGAUGCAUACCAUGCGCAUUUGUCAAAAGCUCACCAAAACGGCAAAAGUACUGCUUCGCAUUAACCCCGAUAUUGAUCCACAAGUGCACCCAUUCAUCAGUACUGGCCUUGCCACAUCCAAGUUUGGAGUAAGCACUGAAGAUCUUGAGGAAUGUGUCAGUCUUCUUGAAAAGUGCAGUCAGAUUACACUGGUUGGUCUUCACUGUCAUGUGGGAUCAACAAUACAAAAUGUUUCAGUUUUCAGAUCAUGUACAAUGAAACUGAUGGACCUGAAAAGUGAACUGAAGACCAGAGGAUUCAAUUAUAUAAAAUAUAUUAACAUUGGAGGUGGCUUGGACAUCAACUAUAAACAGAUGGCUUGGAGAACAAGUCCUGCCAGAUCCAGUUGCACAGUGGCAUUAGAUGAUGGUUCUGCACAGACAGCUGAUCAAGCGACCCUCAGACAAUUCAAAGUGACAGAAAGGGUGUCCCAAAAUGACCUGAAUUACAACUCGAGCUGUUCAGAGCUGACAUGUGGUGAUUUGAAGGUUCCAACUCCUGGAGAUAUGGUGGAAUCUAUUCAGUCAGCAUUGAAGGACCAUGACAUAACACUGAUCUUGGAACCAGGACGCUCUCUUGUUGGUAACACUGCAGUCUUAGCAACUACAGUUCUUGGAACCAAAGGAAACCACAGUAAACGGUAAUUA
This is a messenger RNA of Haliotis rubra (blacklip abalone), 1152 nucleotides long. RefSeq names its product diaminopimelate decarboxylase 1, chloroplastic-like. The coding region runs from base 49 to 1149 and encodes 366 amino acids. NCBI's taxonomy places the organism in Eukaryota, Metazoa, Mollusca, Gastropoda, Lepetellida, Haliotidae. The record is from RefSeq and is a predicted model, not a curated record. The transcript is spliced from 6 exons. Gene Ontology annotation, molecular function: diaminopimelate decarboxylase activity.